AUGGCUACCGAACUUUGUUAUCCAAGGGCAAUCGACCCACUCGAUGAAGAGCACGAUAGCUUGAUUCGAGAGCGAAAGGAGAUGGAAGGUAAUGAGAAGGCGACCCUUAAGAGGCUAAGGCAAGAGGCUAAGGAAGAGGAGAUUCAGGCAAAGCUUCUUGAGGCAAAGGUUCGGCGCUAUAAGGCGCAGAAAGAGCUAGAACAGUUUAAAAAGCAGUAG
Messenger RNA from Penicillium daleae, 219 nucleotides. RefSeq lists its product as uncharacterized. The record is from RefSeq and is a predicted model, not a curated record. The transcript is spliced from 2 exons. Bases 1 to 219 code for a protein of 72 amino acids. Lineage: Eukaryota; Fungi; Ascomycota; Eurotiomycetes; Eurotiales; Aspergillaceae.